Messenger RNA from Gracilinanus agilis (Agile Gracile Mouse Opossum), 856 nucleotides. RefSeq names its product ribonuclease pancreatic-like. Gene Ontology annotation, molecular function: nucleic acid binding; RNA nuclease activity. The transcript is spliced from 2 exons. Lineage: Eukaryota; Metazoa; Chordata; Mammalia; Didelphimorphia; Didelphidae. The coding region runs from base 23 to 595 and encodes 190 amino acids. The record is from RefSeq and is a predicted model, not a curated record.
UGCUGAUGGUUGGGAGGACAGGAUGGAGGAGAGUGAGGCAGCUCACAACAUAUUUCCUUGCAUUUCCUUUUCUUCUUCCCAGAGAGCCAGCUCACAGAGUCAGCCAUUGACUGAGAAAAGGAGCCAAAGAGUGCAACAUCUUAUGAUGAGUCCUUUUGGAAACUGGUUUUCAACUUGCCUUAACAAAAGCUUGCCACUAGAGACACAACACACACUCUUAGGGAGGGAACAGAUGUUUUGGCGGGAGCAUCACAACGAAGGGAGCAGCAGCCAAGACAUCCAAAGACAAAUGAGGCAGAUCAACUGGGACAAAGGCAGAUGCAAACCCGUCAAUACCAUCCUUCAUGGCCCACGUGAAGAGAUCCGGGAUAUCUGCACCAACCCCAACAGCAUCAACGUUCCUUGCAAGAAUGGCCAAGACAAUUGCUUUGAAGGUCCAAACCCAUACUCUGUCACUGUCUGUCGGGAAAAGGGAAACUCUCGGCCCCCUGACUGCCGUUACAACUGUAACAAGGAAGAACAAGUCAAAGUCACUGUGGCCUGUGAGAAAAAGCAGCCUGUCCAUCUUGAGGGCAUCCACAGAGUCAUCCAAUGAUGAAUUGUGAUUGCCGUGAAAAGCUCUCAUAAAACAUGAUCUACUUUUCCAGUGAGACAAGCAAUUGCUGUCAUGUAAGCUAGGCUUAUUUUUUUUCCUUAAUAGAUAUUCUUAAUCCGUCCUCAAGACUUUAGCCCUUGAUUUAGCAUUCCUAGUGGCUAAAGUACAAAAGCCAGACUACACAGAGGUAGAAGUUGUUCUCUUCCCUCAAGCCAGCCUGGAGUGCCAGCCCGUGAUAGAUAGCAAGCUAGAGGCAGAGAA